Bombyx mori (domestic silkworm) is the source of this 1110-nucleotide messenger RNA. RefSeq lists its product as uncharacterized. The coding region runs from base 46 to 894 and encodes 282 amino acids. Gene Ontology annotation, molecular function: protein binding. The transcript is spliced from 2 exons. NCBI's taxonomy places the organism in Eukaryota, Metazoa, Arthropoda, Insecta, Lepidoptera, Bombycidae. The record is from RefSeq and is a predicted model, not a curated record.
AUCCAGAAGUCUCAGUCGUGCUCUGUUGCUCGAAACGAUUCCAAGAUGAGGGUGUUGUUAGUUUGUCUGGCAGGCUUACUGGUCUGCCUGAAGACGGCUGAUUCUCACUCAUUGCCGCAAAAAGAUUACGACACUGACUCCAGCAACCAUGACAUCACCAAUCCACUGUAUGACACCAGCGGAAAUAAUAGCAGCUCGGAUCCCGACAACUCCAGGGGAAUGUUCGAUUUUGGCCCCACAACGUUCCUCGUGCACUACGUAACUAGGGAUGACAAUAAAGAGUACAAAAGUAUAUACGCCCACAAGAACGGCAAAGCGAAGAAAGUUUUAGAAGACGGCAUAGCCGUCUUUGAUGAGUUUCCGAAGUCGCGCGCCUAUUUGGGCAAUAAGGACGGUAUCUACAUUUACGACACAGAAACAGAGAAGCUUGAGAAGUACGGCAAUCUGAGUGACAGCGUCAUCGGGAUCGUAAAAGAAAACCGCACCGACGACCUGUACAUUCUGACCGAAGACCACGUCGUCUACAAGGUCACGGAGGAAGGCACCAAGAAGAUCAAGGUCAACGAAGCUGAGCAUGCCGAGAGAAUAGCGUUGGACUGGGAUGACAACUUGUACUACAUCGGAGCGAACGAUCAUCCGUAUGUUGUCGCUUCGGACGGUGCGAAAAAGAUCGAAGGUCUUCCAGCUAACCCAACCUCAGUGUUUAUCUGUAGGCCUCCGAUCAAGAUAAAACACGGAGCGUGGUUUAUGUCCGGAAAACAGCCCUACAUCAUCUAUCCCAACGCGACCAGCAAACCAUACGUAUAUAACGACCAAGAGAAGCUGGAACACGAGAAAAGAAUUCGUGAUCUUGAUGUUAUUUUCUCACAGUUCAGGAACCAAAUAGAGGAAUGACGUAUUAUCUUCGGAUUUUGCGCGUUGUAGAGAUAAUUAUAAUGACUUUUAUAUACUGACCAUGCCAGACGCAGUCGGCCAUGACCACGCAAACUGUAAAGAAUUCUAAACAUUGGGAAUUUAAUAUUGACAAUAACACCCGAGGUUCAACUGUAAAAGCAAUUUUAAUUAUAGACAUAACGUGUUUUUUGAUUGAAAUGAAUGAAUCUUGUCGAA